AUGCCGGAGGUGUUAGUAUUGGACAGGCGGGCAGCAUUUAUGGGUGGUGAUGUGGAGCAGCUCGUCAACGACUUCAGCAUCCAGUUUCUUCAUAGCACGCCGUAUUACGCUCAAUCUAAUGGUCAAGCAGAAGCCAGUAACAAGAUUAUCAUUACCCUUCUUAAAAAGAUGCUUGUUGAAAACCCUCGCCAAUUGCACGAGACGUUGUAUGAACGUUGUGGGCCUAUCGUGCACGAAGACCUUAGCGGACAGCGCUUAGAGGAUUUGGACAACUUAGUAAUGGAGAAGCAAAGUGUCGCUCGCACCUAUGAUAAGAGAACUUGCGGCCGCAGUUACAAGGAGGGCGAGCUCAUUUGGAAGGCAUUCCUUCCAUUUGGUGAGAAGUUGACCGGCCGUGGUAAAUGGACCCCGCGCUGGGAAGGACCCUUUGUAAUUCAUAGGAUUCUGGAAUGUGGGGCUUUUCACCUCAGAGAUUUGGAUGGAGACCUCCACCGCAACCCUAUCAACGGCAAGUUCUUAAAGAAAUACUACCCCAGCGUUUGGGAAUUUGAAGACUGA
Rosa chinensis is the source of this 558-nucleotide messenger RNA. RefSeq lists its product as uncharacterized. Lineage: Eukaryota; Viridiplantae; Streptophyta; Magnoliopsida; Rosales; Rosaceae. Gene Ontology annotation, molecular function: nucleic acid binding. The transcript has 2 exons. Bases 1 to 558 code for a protein of 185 amino acids. The record is from RefSeq and is a predicted model, not a curated record. Gene Ontology annotation, biological process: DNA integration.